GUGUACAUGGGAAGGGGACAGGUUGUCAAAAAGCACCUUGCCUGGCAGGCAGGUUAUUCUCUGUUUAUCCCUAAGGGGGCUGGGACACCUUCCUGGGAAGCAUCAAGUGCCCCCUGGGACAAGGCUACAGCUAUGCUGGGGCCCUGGUCCAAGCCAGCAGAGCAAGUCCUGCCUUACUUGGAGAGCUGCAGGAUCCUGCUCCACAUGGAUUCUGCUUUGCCUAAGCCUGAAUGAAUCAGAAAAAUAUCCUUCAUCGAUGUCCUGUGUGGGAGAACCUUCCCAGAGUCUGGCUGGGGUAGCUGUGGUGCAACCUCGUCUCUUUUCAAUUAAGGAAGACUUACUUAUACCAUGGCGUGUUAUCUGGGGGAGGAGGUGCAAGGAACAGCAGCAGCAGCAGCAACUGGAAGGGACAGGGAGAAGCCAGCAGUGAGUGCAUCCUGUCAGCAUGGGGAGGGUGGCACAGAGAGAGACUGAGCAUGGGGAGGGAGGAAUAAGACCCGUGAUCCUUAAAGGAAAAACAACAGGAAAUUAGGUUUGAAAAUAGAAAGAUUAAGCUGGAGGGGGUGGGAGAGACAAGGAAAGUAGGUGAAGAAAGAAGAGGGGGGAAAGGCAGAGAGGCAGUGGGGAAGACAGAAAGUGACACAGAAAGGGGGUGGAGAAAAAAAGAGGGGAAGAGAGAGAGAGAGAGAACCAUACUAAAGGAAUAAAACCAAGCAACUGAGAAGAACGAAGAGUUCAACUCAAUUACAGAAAGGAAAAGUGCUAAGGCAAGGAAAGGAGAGAGAAGAAAAGACUCAAAAUCAGAGGCUGUCUCCAGUGCUGCCUUCAAGCCUUCUCCCCCCCUCCUGGUGAGCAGAAAUGGGGGACUGGAGCUUCUUGGGCGAGUUCCUCGAGGAGGUCCACAAGCACUCCACAGUGGUGGGGAAAGUCUGGCUGACCGUGCUCUUCAUCUUCCGGAUGCUGGUGCUCGGUACCGCAGCCGAGUCCUCCUGGGGGGACGAGCAGUCCGACUUCAUGUGUGACACACAGCAGCCUGGCUGCGAGAACGUCUGCUAUGACAAGGCCUUCCCCAUCUCCCAUGUCCGAUUUUGGGUCCUCCAGAUCAUCUUUGUCUCCACCCCGUCCCUGGUGUACAUGGGCCACGCGAUGCACACGGUGCGCAUGGAGGAGAAGAGGAAGAUGAAGGAGGCAGAAAGGGAGGCCCAGGAGAUGAAGAACAGCGGUGACAAUUACUACCAGCAGAAGUGCCCUGUGGCAGAGAAGGCCGAGCUGUCUUGCUGGGAUGAAUCGGGAGGCAAAAUUAUCCUCAGGGGCAGUCUGCUGAACACCUACGUCUACAGCAUUUUGAUUCGCACUGCCAUGGAAGUGGCCUUCAUUGUGGGACAGUACGUCUUGUACGGGAUCUUCCUGGAGACCCUGUACAUCUGCCAGCGGGCACCUUGCCCCCACCCUGUCAACUGCUACGUUUCCCGUCCCACAGAGAAGAACGUCUUCAUCGUCUUCAUGCUGGCUGUGGCUGUGCUGUCCCUGUUCCUCAGCCUGGCCGAGCUGUACCACUUGGGCUGGAAGAAAGCCAAAGAGAGGUGCUCCCGGGCUUACAAACCCAGCCCCAGCACAGCUCCUGGCAGACUGGAAUCUGCCCCGCAAGUGGAAAGGGCCCAGAUGUACACUCCCCCGCCAGAUUUUAAUCAGUGCUUGGCGAGUCCCAACGGGAAGUUCAUCAGCCCCUUCAGCAACAAGAUGGCCUCCCAGCAGAACACCGCCAACUUCGCCACCGAGAGGGUCCACGGCCAGGAGGAUGCUGCUGGUGAAGGGCCCUUUGUGAAGUCCAGCUAUGCGGAGAGCCCGGAGGUGGCCAACGAGUGCGCGGCACCUGCCUUCCCUGAGAGCUACUUCAACGAGAAACGCCGCUUCAGCAAGACCAGCCGUGCCAGCAGCAAGGCGAGGUCGGAUGAUUUGUCUGUGUGACUUGUUGCCGGGAGGGAUGAGGAGAAGGAGUGGUCUCGGCGCUUCGUAAAACUUCUGCAAAGUGGGCCGCAGACUCUUGCCACUAACCUCUCUCUCUUUUAAUGCCCUCUUGCUCCUUCUCGGUGAACGUCAUCGCAUUGCAGACACUUCUCACAGCUUACAGCAGGGGCAGCCACUGGACAACGCACACCUGGAGGCUGAGAAGAAGCACCAGUCUCGAGAUGUGAAGCUCUCGGCCAUAUUCUCACCAGGGGACCCGCAGGGACUGGGGACUCGCCAUCCCUAGCCACAGACUGGUAGAGCACAGGCUAGCACGCUCCUGAGGCUGCCUGGCUGCCCCAAAUGCAAGGCCAGCCAUCCACUGCGACGCUGCAUCCAGCAGGCUGACAGGACCUCGACCCCCUCAGCCCCCUCGCAUCUCCUUUGAUGUCUGUUCAAUACUCACUACAGCACUGGGCAAUGAUACCGAGCUGAAGCUUCUCUCACCUGCAGGGAGCAGAAACACACCAGCGGGCCUUCUGAAAGAAAGACUCUCUCUUCUUUGUUGUCUCUCUUUCUAACCUUCCCUUUCUCUACCUGAGCCCAGAUAUUUUAUACCAGUUUACCUAUACAAUAAACUCUACUUGAAUUUUUUGACACUGUGCAUAGAACUGUUCCCAUAGAUAGAUAAGGACAGCCGUGGUCCCCCCACACACAGCUGCUUCGUGUCUAACUUUGGAUUCCCUUCCUCAUUCCUACACCAGCACAGCAGGCUGGCCCCUGGGAUGUCACGCAGAUGAUCAGUUGACGAAGACUAGGGAAUUUUCCCAACAUACUUGUGUCAGCAAUUUUAAGCAAGGCAUCCACUAACAGAAAUAGAGAUUUUCCUCUGAGAACAGACAUCCACCUAGUAAAAAAAGGAGGAAUCAUCAUGUGGAAACAAAGUGAUUUUUCCCUUUCUUAUGCUCAUCUUUCAAGCAACCUGAAUGCUGCUGAAAGGGUGCUGACAGCUGCCAGCUUGGGAGAUAAACAUCCUCUGUUUACCUGCAGAAGAGGUACGGCCUGUGUCUUCUCCCUACUACCCUACCAAAAAAUAAUAAAAAAAUAAAAAUAAAAAAAAAACAAUUCAGCAACUUUUGCAAGGAGCAAGAGGCCCCUCCAGGUCCUGCACAUCAGUGAGCUCCUGGCUGCUCUCUCAAACCUGCCAACAACGAUAUUUGUCCUCACAGAAAAUCUCUGUUCUGCCAUCAGGUCAUCUUCUUCGCUUCUGGUGCACGUGGUAAAAGAAACCCCCUAUGGACCACCUCUUUCCACCACUGCAGCCUCCCAGAGCAGCCACUGGCGCCCAGUGCUGCACAGUGAGCCUGGUGGGUGAGGUCUGCAGGCAGCUCCCACCCUAGAUACAUUUUCUCCCUGCAGAACUGACCUUCCUCUUUUAAAGAGGGAUGCCAAACAGAGCUAGACUGCUCCUUGCUGUUUACCCUGCUGUUGGACUGUGAGUGAGUGGCCUGGGACCAGCUUGUGAGGGGACCGAGCCAUUCCCUUUCUUAGCAGCUGCUGAAAAAGUUUGUGAAUCCUUGCUCCCGUUACACGGUUAGCUUUGGUGCAGUUCUCUGUACGUAUACAAACACAACCACACACAGGGGGGGAAAAAAACUUUGUUUGUUUGUUUGUAAGGUGUUUUAUAAACGUGUAUUUUAUAAUCCUGAAAAGACCUGUGUGCUCGCUCUCCUUAACAUGAGAUUUUAGUCCAUUGUGCCUAGGUUUCUCCUAAUAAAGUUCUAACUCCA
Oxyura jamaicensis (ruddy duck) is the source of this 3737-nucleotide messenger RNA. RefSeq names its product gap junction protein alpha 5 (gene GJA5). The record is from RefSeq and is a predicted model, not a curated record. Gene Ontology annotation, cellular component: connexin complex. The transcript has 2 exons. Gene Ontology annotation, biological process: cell communication. Bases 859 to 1968 code for a protein of 369 amino acids. Lineage: Eukaryota; Metazoa; Chordata; Aves; Anseriformes; Anatidae.